ACAUCACCUGAGAGAAGCUCCUUGGCGGUGCGCGCAAGGCAAGAAGAUUAUAAAAGUCCGAGCGGGGGCCGGAGAGGCGGACAUUACUCCCCGCUUUGUUAGCAAAGAACUUCAACUUCCCUUCGCCUUUCUUGUUCCACCAGGUGUACUCGGGGUUGCUUAGUUUCGACCCAGCACGAAGAAAAGGGGAAGGAAAGAAAAAGUCAUGGGUCGAGGAAGAGAAUUAAGAACGAGCUAGCGCCUUUGGUGGGGAGUGCGAGCCGGGGAGAAGCCGCGGUGUUCGGACACAGGAUGGGGAUGGAUGUCAGCACUCUCCGGACCCUCAUCAGCAGAUAUUGCGUGGGUGAGGAGAACUGGGUGGACAGCAGGACAAUCUACAUCGGGCACAAGGAGCCUCCCCCAGGAGCUGAAGCUUUCAUACAGCAAAGAUUCCCAGACAACCGAAUAGUGUCCUCCAAGUACACAUUUUGGAACUUCAUCCCCAAGAAUAUGUUUGAACAGUUCAGGAGGGUCGCCAACUUCUACUUUCUCAUCAUAUUUCUGGUUCAGUUGAUCAUCGACACGCCCACCAGCCCGGUCACUAGUGGACUUCCGCUCUUCUUUGUCAUCACAGUUACAGCAAUCAAACAAGGUUACGAGGACUGGCUGAGACAUAAAGCGGACAACGCUGUCAACAAGUGUGCCGUCCACGUGGUGCAACAUGGCAAAGUGAUCCGCAAACAGAGUCGCAAGCUGCGGGUGGGAGACGUUGUCUUUGUAAAGGAAAAUGAAUCAUUUCCUUGCGAUCUGGUCCUGCUCUCCACAUCCCGGGAUGAUGGGACCUGCUACGUCACCACAGCAAGCUUGGAUGGGGAGAGCAGCCACAAGACAUACUAUGCAGUCCAGGACACCAAAGCUUACAAUACCGAAAAGGAGGUGGACUUGAUCCACGCCACCAUAGAAUGUGAACAGCCACAGCCAGACCUCUACAAAUUUGUGGGCCGCAUCAACGUCUACAUGGACAACGACCCAGUGGCAAGGCCAUUGGGAUCAGAGAAUCUCCUUCUCAGAGGAGCCACACUGAAGAACACACAGUACAUUUACGCGGUCGCCAUCUACACUGGAAUGGAAACAAAGAUGGCUCUCAACUACCAGUGCAAGUCUCAGAAGCGCUCUGCAGUCGAAAAGUCAAUGAACGCCUACUUGGUGGUCUACCUGUGCAUUCUCAUCAGCAAGGCUAUUGUCAACACAGUCCUCAAAUAUGCAUGGCAGGCUGACCCCAGCAGAGAUGAGCCCUGGUACAAUGACAGGACAGAGUUAGAGAGGCAGAGACACAUAGUGAUUAGGGCCUUCACAGACUUCCUGGCCUUCAUGGUUCUAUUCAACUACAUUAUCCCUGUUUCCAUGUACGUCACAGUGGAGAUGCAGAAGUUCCUUGGCUCCUAUUUCAUGAUGUGGGACGAUGAGAUGUUUGACGAGGAACUCGGAGAGAGAACAGUGGUCAACACGUCAGACCUGAACGAAGAACUGGGCCAGGUGGAAUACGUGUUUACUGAUAAGACAGGAACGCUGACAGAGAACAACAUGGAGUUCAUUGAGUGUUGUGUCGAUGGACACGUUUACGUAGCCCAAGCAAUCUGUAAUGGACAGGUGAUGCCUGGUUCAGCUAGUAUGGACAUGAUUGACACAUCACCAGGCCCUGGGGCGAGGGAGCACGAGGAGCUGUUCUUCCGAGCGCUGUGUUUAUGCCACACCGUGCAGGUGAAAGAGGAGGAGACGGUAGACAGUAUCAAGCUGGGCAUCCAUCAGGGCAAGUCCACUUCCUUUUACAUCUCGUCCUCGCCAGACGAGGUGGCGCUGGUGGAGGGCAUGAAGAGGCUUGGCUUCACAUAUUUGAGACUCAAGGACAGUCACAUGGAGAUAUUGAACAGAGAGGAUGAAAUUGAGAGGUUUGAGCUGCUCCAAGUCUUGACUUUUGACUCCAAUAGGCGGAGAAUGAGCGUCAUUGUCCGAGCCAGCACUGGUGAGGUCUACCUUUUCUGCAAAGGAGCAGACUCGUCCAUCUUUCCAAGAGUCAUCUCGGGCAAGGUGGAUCAGGUCAGAGCUCGGGUGGAGCACAAUGCAGUGGAGGGUCUGCGGACGCUGUGUGUUGCCUACCGGCCUCUCAGUCUGGUGCAGUAUCAGGAGGUUUGCCUCCUGUUAAACGGGGCCAAGUUGGCACUACAAGACCGAGACAAACGACUGGCAGAGGCUUACGACCUGAUUGAGAAAGAUCUCAUCCUGCUGGGAGCCACUGCUGUGGAGGACAGACUGCAAGAAAAAGCGGCAGACACCAUCGAGUCUCUGCACAAGGCAGGUAUGAAAGUGUGGGUGCUGACCGGCGACAAGAUGGAGACGGCUGCCGCCACCUGCUACGCCAGCAAGUUGUUCCAUCGCAACACGCAGAUCCUGGAGUUGACCACCAAGCGCACAGAGGAGCAGAGCCUUCAUGAUGUUCUGUUUGACCUGCGCAGAACUGUGCUCACACAUCAUGGUGGCUGGACCAGGGACAUCACUGGUUUAUCAGGUGACUACACCGACUACGGUCUCAUCAUCGACGGAGCCACCCUCUCGGCAGUGAUGAAGCCCGGCCAGGAGGACUCCAACUCAGGGAACUACAAAGAGAUUUUCCUGGAAAUCUGCCGCAAUUGCAGCGCGGUACUCUGCUGUCGAAUGGCACCUCUUCAGAAAGCUCAGAUUGUCAAGUUGAUCAAAACAUCGAAGGAGCAUCCGAUCACACUUGCCGUUGGAGACGGUGCCAACGAUGUCAGCAUGAUCCUCGAGGCACACGUCGGCAUUGGUAUCAUGGGUAAGGAGGGCCGUCAAGCAGUGAGGAACAGUGACUACGCUAUUCCAAAAUUCAAACACCUCAAGAAGAUGCUGCUUGUCCAUGGACAUUAUUACUACAUACGCAUCUCUGAGCUUGUACAGUACUUCUUUUACAAGAAUGUCUGCUUCAUCUUUCCCCAGUUCCUCUACCAGUUUUUCUGUGGUUUCUCACAGCAGCCGCUGUAUGAUACAGCCUACUUGACUCUGUACAACAUCAGCUUCACUUCACUGCCCAUUCUGCUCUACAGUCUCGUCGAGCAGCACAUCAACAUGGACAUCCUGAAGAAGGACCCGGCUUUGUACAGAGACAUUGCCAAGAACUCGUUACUGCGCUGGCAAAGCUUUAUAUAUUGGACUGUCUUGGGCGUAUAUGACGCCAUUGUGAUGUUCUUCGGUGCUUACUUCCUGUUUGACAACACCACCUUCACCAGCAACGGACAGCUAAUGACAACCAACACACAGAUGAUGUUUGGAAACUGGACCUUCGGGACGCUGGUGUUUACCGUGCUGGUCUUCACGGUUACUUUCAAGCUGGCCCUGGAUACUCAUUACUGGACCUGGAUCAACCACUUUGUCAUAUGGGGCUCGCUUAUCUUCUUUGUUGUCUUCUCUCUGCUGUGGGGAGGAAUCAUCUGGCCCUUCCUCAACUAUCAGAGGAUGUACUAUGUCUUCAUGCAGAUGUUGUCCAGUGGCCCGGCCUGGCUCAGCAUAGUUCUGCUGAUUACGGCCGGUCUGCUACCAGACGUGCUGAAGAAGGUCAUUUGGAGGGCUAUGUGGCCCACUACAACUGAACGUAUACAGAUGUUUGCAGGCCUCGGCUAUGUUCCUGCUCUUUUGGAUAAUGCAGAUAAACUCUACAAGGGUCAGCUUUCCGAGUUCACCCCACUGGACCGCCGUCGGAGCUCCAGCACCAACAGGAGCAGGCCUAACCCUCCAAGGACUAACUGGUCAUGCCUGCGUGCAAACACAUUGUCCCGAAACACUUCAUAGGCAUAUCUUUCUCUCUCUCUUAAGCCCUCACACUGUCCUCCCGCCUUUCUUUCUGCGGCGAUGGCGGCGCCGAUGUGGUCCAGCCCACCUUGGCUUUGUCAGAUCGUCGCCUUCACGUGUCAUGGAUAGCUUAGAAGCAACUAGUGGUGGGUCAAACGAUACCGAGCGAAAGCUUACGCAACACAAGGAGCGAUACUGUAAUGCGCUCCAUGUGUGUGUCACUUUUAGGGGGAAAAAUGUGACCGAUACAGCUGAUGUGUUGACAUUGAACUGUGAAGCACCAAACUGUGUUUUUCAGUAAAAAAAACAAUAAUAAGUUAAGAAAUUAAAUUAAUUUAAAAAGAAGGGAAAAUUCCGAAGUCUGGAACGCCAAAUGAGGUUUUUCUUUAGUUGUUUAGUAUUUAGUAUUUCAUUUUCCUUUAUGUCCAACUAUUACCGUAUUUUCCGGACUAUAAGCCGCUGCUUUAAAAAAAAAAAAAAAGUUAGUUUUUAACCACACUUUAAACCCUGCGGCUUAUAAAACGGUGCGACUAAUUUAUGUAUUUGUACAGCCAUGAUGGUUUGUAUUAGAGAUACCCGAUAUUAUUGGUAUCAGUUUCAAAAUUAUCGGUAUCUGUUUCAAAAAUAAAUUUAUGACUUUUUAAAACGCCGCUGUGUACACGGACGUUGGGAAAAACACAGAGCACCAAUAAACCUUAAAGGCACUGCCUUUGUGUGCUGGCCCAAUCACAUAAUAUUUACGGCUUUUCACACACACAAGUGAAUGCAGGCAUACUUGGUCAACAGCCAUACAGGUCACACUGAGGGUGGCCAUAUAAACAACUUUAACACUGUUACAAAUAUGGGCCACACUGUGGAGCCACACCAAACAAGAAUGACAAACAGAUUUCGGGAGAACAUCUGCACCGUAACACAACAUAAACACAAUAGAACAAAUAGCCAGAAGCCAUUGCAGCACUAACUCUUCCGCGACAAUAUACACCCCCCCGCUACCAAAACCCCGCCCCCCCAACCUUGCCCACCUCAACCUCCUCAUGCUCUCUCAGCAUGUCCCAAAUUUCAAGCUGCUGUUUUGAGGCAUGUUAAAAAAAAUAAUGCACUUUGUGACUUCAAUAAUAAAUAUGGCAGUGCCAUGUUGGCAUUUUAUUACCAUAACUUGAGUUGAUUUAUUUUUGAAAAACCUUGUUGCAUUGUUUAAUGCAUCCAGCGGGGCAUCGCAACAAAAUUAGGUACAAUAAUGUGUUAAUUCCACAACACUAUAUAUCAGCAUCGGUUGAUAUCGGAAUCGGUAAUUAAGAGUUGGACAAUAUCGGAAUAUUGGAUAAGGACAAAAAAGCCAUUAUUGGACAUCUCUAUUUUGUAUUCAACAAAUAUUUUUCAUAGAGACACUGUGUUAUUGUUUGUGAUAUAGUGCACAUGUUUUGGACAAGUUGGCUCACUGCAGGUGCUGCGGGUCAGAAAUGUACUUCCUGUUUCCUGCCUUUUUCCGGAAGUGUAACCGUUCUUUUAAUUUUCAGCCCAAAAGAAUUCAUCAUUUAUGACUCCAAGCAACGUUUGUAAGUUUUACAACAUAAGUAAAACUUUUUAUACUUACUAAACCGUUACAUGUGUGAUGUCUGUAGGAGAGUUGUCAGGCAUAUUUUUACAUGCUAUCGUAAUCUACUCAAGCUAGCGUGGCGAGCAUUAGCAAAUAUGCUAACACGUUUAGAAGUGUCUGUGUUAGUAUUAUUAACUUACAACGGCAUUCUUUUUGUCUCUUUCUAGUUCUGUAAAUUCACCAAAACGUCAUUGUGAAGUUUUUUAGUCUGUUUUGCUGAUUGGAGAAUUAGUUUUUGCAGUUCGUGUGUUCAUGACGAUGACUUCUGUUUUGUUUUACUGCCGUGUAAUAGCCACAGUUUUAAAACAAUUAAGAUAUGUAAAUAAUCAUUUACAAACUCUUUCGUACCGGAGUAUAUCUGCGGCUUAUAGUCCGGUGCGGCUAAUAUGUGUAAACAUAUUUAUUUCUUCUAAGAUUUGUUGGGGGUGGCUUAAAUACUGCUCCACAGCCCGGAAAAUAUGGUAGUGGAAAAAACAAAAAUUUUAUUUGCAAACUAUUCUUUUAAAUUAAGUCAAACGGAUGACUUUUGUAACCCAUCAGAUGGUGAAUGAAUAUUACGAAAUGCCAACACAAUGUCAAUACAGCCAGUGAGUGUGCCACACUCUCAGUGAGGCAUCAUUGACCCAUCACUAUUAUUUACUCUCCUCGUCAUCUUUGAACCAAAGUGGCCGCUUCAGAUCCCUGUAGCUGCUUCCUUUUAGGUGCCUUGUGCUAGUUUGUAACGUAUGUUCUAUGGAUGCACGACCAAGCAGGUGAAUGUAGUCACUAUCUUAGUCGAAACAGCACUGGGAUAUCCAAAACAAUCAAAGAACAAAACCGCACACGAAAAAUGUCGGACCACUUUUGUGUAAUAUUGUUAUUUUUAUGUCUUUUUCAGACCAGUUUUAUAUGCCGCAUGUGCAGAAAGAUGUAUUAUUUCAAUGCAGGCCACUUAAUGUACAUGUGUUACUCAUUAUCAGCUCAUUGAGGCACUUGACCCAAAUGUAUAUCCUGUUUUCCUUGCUUACCUCUUUGGAUGAACAGAACACUGGUGUGUGUGUGUGUGUGUGUGUGUGUGUGUGUGUGUGUGUGUGUGUGUGUGUGUGUGUGUGUGUGUGUGUGUGUGUGUGUGUGUGGGGGUUAUAAGGGUAUAGCAGGUGCAGUUGUAGCUUUAAAGCAGAGGUGUCAAACUAAUUUCAGUUUAGGAUCCACAUGGAGGAAAAUACAUUCCCAAGUGGGCCGUACUUGUAAAAUCACGGCAUGAUAACUUCAAAAUAAACCUCAGAUUGUUUUUUUUUUGGUUUAUAAAUAGAGCAAGCACAUUUUGAAAAUGUACAAAUCAUAACGGGGUCUUGCAUGUUGCGGUUAAUAGUUUUCUGUUAUAAUUUGUCGUUGUUUAUACUCUCUGGAUAAAUAUGAUAAUGUUCAUCAGUCAAAUAGGUGGAAUUGCGUCAGGCAGAGUUUUAAAAUGCUACCUUUGUUUUUAGUUUUUAAUCUAUCAGAAGAUAAAAUUAAUAAUAUCAAAAUCCAAUUAAAGGAUGUUAAUGUAAUUUACAAAUGUUCCUUAACUGAUUAUUAUUAUUAUGUACAUAUGUGAAAGACUUCAACAUGUACAUAUGAAAAGACCUCAACGGUGGAGUGGGCGGAUGAUGUUUGCAAAGAAGCUCCACAACGGUCACAAAGGCGGAGGAAGGCUGCAGCAAAAGAUGAGCCCCCAAUUGUUUUGGUCUCUGUGCCAUUGGACCCUGGCCUAUUUUCUUUGCCAAGGACAGUGUGGUGGCUGUCUGUGCACCAGUCUUCCCACUUUUAAAAGAUUUCACGCAGAGGCGUUCUCCUGAGGGCAAUCCCACCAACAGGAUGACAAUCAUACUCGUUUCGAGUGAUCGCCGACGACAUAUGUAGCAUCAUCUACAACAAAACUUGGACUCAUUUCAUUAACCACACAUGAAGUUAGAAGGGUCUACAUAUCAUUUCAGCAUAUUUACGUGCGCCCAGAAAAUGUGUCCUCAUUACCAACAGCAUCUUCGACCACUAAGGCAUUAACGGAACAAUCAAUAUUUUCUAAACUAUCACUAAUAAGCAGCGUAAGUAACUAGUGUCCUUAAACACAGCAUAUAGCUCCGCCUCCUCUGAAGUCAUGCACGAGUACGACUGCGACAUCCAGUGGACAUAUUUAGAACAGCAGUUUUUUUUCAUUCGAAAUUUACAACUAAUUUUUUACACUCGGCAAACUCAUUUCAAGAGCCGGAUAAAACUUGUUUACGGUGUUCUGUCGAUGGCAGAAACCCAUGCGCAUGUUCACAAAUAUUUUAAAUAUUUAAAUACCUAUCGAAAGCAACUGCCUGGUGUACAAAUAAGUAGGGAUUUGAAUUAUUAGUAUUAUUUUUUCAUUUUUCAUUGUAUCCUCUGAGCAGCAAUCGUGUCGCCCAUUACUGCAUGAGAAAGUUCACGUUGACGCAAACAAUGGUAGCUCAUUUUUCGUUUUCAUCGCCGUUCAAACCCGUCCAUAUGUUUUCUUCCGCUUAUCCGAGGUUGGGUCGCGGGGGCAGCAGCCUAAGCAGGGAAGCCCAGACUUUCCUCUCCCCAGCCACUUCGUCCAGCUCCUCGUGGGGGAUCCCGAGGCGUUCCCAGGCCAGCCGGGAGACAUAGUCUUCCCAACGUGUCCUGGGUCUUCCCCGUGGCCUCCUACUGUUCGGGUGGCAUCCUGACCAGAUGCCUGGACCACCUGAUCUGGCUCCUCUCGAUUUGGAGUAGCGGCGGCUUUACUUUGAGCUCCUCCCGGAUGGCAGAGCUUCUCAGGCCACCCGGGAGACAUAGUCUUCCCAACGUGUCCUGGGUCUUCCUUGUGGCCUCCUACCGGUCGGACGUGCCCUAAACACCUCCUGAGGGAGGCGUUUGGGUGGCAUCCUGACCAGAUGCCCGAACCACCUGAUCUGGCUCCUCUCGAUGUGGAGUAGCAGCGGCUUUACUUUGAGCUCCUCCCGGACGGCAGAGCUUCUCACCCUAUCUCUAAUUUCGGCCACUUGUCCUGUCGUUAACAACCCAAAGCUUAUGACCAUAAGUGUGGAUAGGAACGUAUAUCGACCGGUAAAUUGAGAGCUUUGCCUUCAGUCUCAGCUCCUUCUUCACCACAACGGAUCGAUACAGGGUCCGCAUUACUGAAGACGCCGCACCGAUCCGCCUGUCAAUCUCACGAUCCACUCUUCUCUCACUCGUGAACAAGACUCUGAGGUACUAGAACUCCUCCACAUGGGGCAAGAUCUCCUCCCCAACCCGGAGAUGGCACUCCGCCCUUUUCCGGGCGAGAACCUCGGACUCGGACUUGGAGGUGUUGAUUUUCAUCCUAGUCGCUUCACACUCGAUCCAGUGACAGCUGAAGAUCCUGGCCAGAUGAAGCCAUUAAGACCACAUCAUCUGCAAAAAGCAGAGAUCUAAUCCUGCAGCCAUUAAACCGGAUCCCUCUAACGCCCUGACUGUGCCUAGAACUUAUGUCCAUAGAAGUUAUGAACAGAAUCGGGGACAAAGGGGCAGCCUUGGCGUUUUAAAGGGAAUCUUCAUUUCAGUGAACACUUGUGUGUAAAACAUAAUCCGACAGCGAACGUGACAUGGUAGCGUAAUUCAAUAGACCCCACUAUUGGUUGCAUUUUGUUGAAUUAGCCAGCCAAAUUCGACAGAACACAUAUGUUUGACACCACUGCUUUAACGGGGAAAUAAAAAGAAAACUAUAAGAUGCCCUUACCUGGCGCUCUGGUGCACCCCUGCACUGUCUUGUCUUCUUGGUCGACACUCUGCUGUAAAACCUCUGAAAUCCGUCUCGGUGGAUUUUAUUUUUUGUUUGUUUGUUUUUUGUGGAAGGGGGUCAGAACCGGACCAACCAAACUCACCUGACCUAACAAACUUGACGGCCUUCAAAACCCGAAUGUACACUUUGUUGACAAGUGUGUUUCUCAUAGACACGAUGUAGAGAUGUGUGUCCAUGACCCCUCUAUAGAUCAAAUAUCUCGAUUUACGGUAGGUAUGUGUGUCAGUCCACAGUUUUGGGGGGUCUUUUUAUAUACUGUUUUUAUCAGUCGUGUGGGGAUUUAUUUGUGGAUGUAUGCCAACCAUAUAUGUCGUGAUUACUAGAGAACUAUCUGUACAUUUGCUUGGAAAAUAAAAAGCCACAAUGGAGACACUGAAGAA
This is a messenger RNA of Nerophis ophidion (straightnose pipefish), 9595 nucleotides long. It is a transcript of the gene atp11a, whose product is annotated as ATPase phospholipid transporting 11A. The record is from RefSeq and is a predicted model, not a curated record. Bases 292 to 3837 code for a protein of 1181 amino acids. Gene Ontology annotation, molecular function: ATPase-coupled intramembrane lipid carrier activity; ATP hydrolysis activity; magnesium ion binding. Gene Ontology annotation, cellular component: endoplasmic reticulum; plasma membrane; recycling endosome. Gene Ontology annotation, biological process: phospholipid translocation. NCBI's taxonomy places the organism in Eukaryota, Metazoa, Chordata, Actinopteri, Syngnathiformes, Syngnathidae. The transcript has 34 exons.